Molecule: messenger RNA, 4643 nt
Organism: Lonchura striata (white-rumped munia)
Lineage: Eukaryota; Metazoa; Chordata; Aves; Passeriformes; Estrildidae
Gene: PHOSPHO2
Product: phosphatase, orphan 2
Molecular function (GO): phosphatase activity
Source: RefSeq, a predicted model, not a curated record
CGCGGAGGAAGGGCAGAAGCCAGCCACCCCCCAGUCCCGGGGGCGGACCCUCCUCCGCAGCCGAUUCCUGGACAUCUCGUUUGCCUGCGGGGCGGCCGUACCCGGUGAAGACAGCCUCCGCAGAAGUAAAGGCGCCCUGAUGCGGCCGUGCCCUGCAGGCAGGACUCUGGCAAGCCCCUCGUUCUUCCCCAGCUGCUGUCCCUGGAGGUUCGGGGGCCUGCGCUGCGUCAGCUAUGAAAUUUCUGUUGGUUUUUGAUUUUGACCAUACAAUCAUAGAUGAAAAUAGUGACACCUGGAUUGUGAAAUGUGCUCCUGAAAGAAAACUUCCUAAUGAAUUAAGAAACUCUUACCAACCAGGACAUUGGACAGAAUAUAUGGGCAGAGUCUUUGUCUACUUGGGAGAUAAUGGUGUCAAAGAAGAAGAGAUGAAAAGAACUAUGACAACAAUCCCUUUCACUGCAGGAAUGAUAGAUCUUCUGGGAUUUAUUGGCGAGAACAAAGAGUUGUUUGAUUGUAUAAUUGUUUCAGAUUCUAAUACAGUAUUUAUUGACUGGAUUUUGAAAGCUGCUGACUUCCAUAAAGUGUUUGAUGAAGUGUUUACAAACCCUGCCACAUUCAGCAGUACUGGCUAUCUUACUGUACAGCAUUUCCAUGCUCACCAUUGUGCAAAGUGCCCUAAAAACCUUUGCAAAAGGAAAGUUUUAAAAGAAUUUCUAGAUAAACAGUUGGAGCGAGGAGUGAGUUAUACACAGAUUAUAUAUAUAGGUGAUGGUGGGAAUGACUUAUGUCCAGUAAUGUUUUUGAAGAAGAAUGAUAUUGCUAUGCCCAGGCAGGGAUAUACCUUGGAGAAAAGGAUUUCUCAACUGGCCCAAAGUCUCAGUCCUGUACAGUGUUCUGUUCUGGUUUGGUCAUCUGCAAUUGACAUUAUGUCUUACCUGAAACUGCUUAUAAAGGAAUGAUUCAAAUGAUAAAAGGCAACUGAUGCAGUUACAUCUUAACUUACUGGGAGAGAAAAACUGCAUGUGUAUAAAAGCUCAAAAUUGUAAAAUUGGGCUAUUAUCUGAAAUUAUGAGGGUUUUAACCACAACAUAAAACUGUUUAUGUUCAAUCCUGGUGAUAAUGGGAAAGCUCAGUAAAAAGGCCUUCUAACACAGUACAGAUUCCUACAUAAGUGGAGAAGGAAUGUUGGGACAGGACUUGUCAUUAGUUUCUGGCUACUCCCUCCCCUCCAACCCUUUACAAGUAUAUAACUGAUACAUACUUGCAAUCCCACACACUUAGGGGAAGGAGUAGGAUUCCUGUUCAAAAGAAUUAAAUCCUUUACUUAGGAAACAUUAGCUGCCAGGAGCAUGGUUCUAGAGCUGUUGGCCUUUAUACUUCUUUGAUCUGAUGGCAAAUUAUUUGCUUGUAAUCUUAUUUAAUCUGAAGAUGCAUUUAUAUUUUCAAUCUACUAAUUAUUUCACCGAACAAAAUUACUUCUUAAUAUUUUGUAUUAUCUUGUAUUGUAAAGACAAUAAAAGUUGCUGUCACUGAAAAAUGCAACACAACUAAUUUGUGUCAUGUAUUCUGCUGGCCUGUAUUUCAUCAGGCCUGGAGAGAAUAGACACAAGUGUAGGUGUAAGCCUUUAGCUGGCCAUACUGUUUCUCUUCUGGAAAGCUGCAAGGAUGUUGCUUUUUUGUUUAAAAGAAAAGUCUCACUCCCAUUCUGACUACUGCCCCGACAGCAUGCUGCUGCCACCCUGUAGAGAGCUGACAGUGGUUUGAUCUUCCAUGCUGGCAGCUCUGAUUCAGCCAGAUGCUUUUUUUCCUCCUUGGUUUCUGCUGCAGUGCACAGGCUCACAGAAUUGUACAUACAUAUACACGCAUACACUGAUUUUACCUAUUCAUUCUCAUUUAUAUCUACAGCACAAUCUCUUACAGUCUGGAAGGAAGUAUCUAUGUCCAUUUUAACUUUUAAACAGAUGGUUCUAAGUAGUUCUGAAGAAUUGUGACCAUGCAGUCUUUCCACUGGCAGUGAGGUGAGCCCCAAGUGUUGGACUGUCCAUAUAAAGGUAUUAAAAGCAAGUCUCAUUAAAGUUAAAUAAUGUGUUUUCAUGCCAAAUGUUUUUAUUCUUAUAUCUCAGAAAAGGUUCAAAAUGCUGAUGCAAUCUGCUGUUAAACUGAGGUCAUAUUUAGCUUAAGUGCUUUAAUAACUGAGAGAUUAGGCCAAAUUUCACAAUACCUCAGUUGCAGAUGUCUGAGGAGUAGCUCAGCAGCCUGCAGUUGCCAUAUCUGUCUUCCUUUGUUUUCUGUGCAAGGUUAUUCUUAUUUUCUUAUUGACAUUUCGUACUAUCACUGUCUUCUUUUUCCUUAAUUGAAGAUUUUUGAGUGGUCUUGCCUGUUUUCAGGCUGCUGGUUUACACAAAUUUCCCUUGUGCACUUCUUUCCUUGCCUCACCUAUUUUACUGUAUUGUAAAAAGUUGCUUUGAACAGUCUGUUGCCUGAGAUGUCCAAAGCAACAUACUUCAGUUCUCAGGAGCCUGGCUUUAGUGAUGGAUAUUUGGUAGGUGUCUGAGAUGUUCAUAUUUGGGAUCUUAGCCUAAUGUUUUACUCAAAGGCAUAAAGACAUUGAAGGACUGGUGGGUCUCAGGCUGUGGCAGGUUUAAGUUGUCUGGUUUACAGGUCAUACAGAAGAAUGGUAAUGGCUGUUGCAUAGGGCAAUUUCAUAUAUUACUUUGAGUUUGAAGUUGUUGCCAUCAUUUGACCCCAGAUGGCAGCUAAGUAGAGCAGCUUGUCCACUCCAAUCCCCCACUGAGUGGGGAGGAGAAUUGGUGAAAAAAUUAAAUCCUAUGAGUUUAGAUAAGAACAAUUUAAUAAUUGAAACAAAAUAAAAUAUAGUAGUACUAAGUUACUAUAAUUGUAAUGAAAAGGAGAGAGAAAGGAAUGAAGUGCAGGAGAAACAAGUGAUGUAGAAUACAUUGCUCAGCACCCGCUGCUGGAUGCCCAGCCCACGCCCGAGCAGUGCUGGGCCAGUUUCUGUACUGAGUGUGCCCUCCCAUGCUCUGGGAUAUCCCUUUGGCCUGUCCGGCUCAGCUGUCCUGGCCAUGCUCCCCCAGCUCCUUGUGCAGCUUCUCACUGACAGAGCAUGGGAAACUGAAAAGUCCUUGACUAUGGGUAAGCACCACUUAGCAACAACCAAAACAACAGUGUGUGGUCAACAUGAUUCUCUUAGUAAAUCCAAAACAGCACUAACCAGCCACUUAAAAGGAAAUGAACUCUAUUCCAGCCAAAACCAGGACAGUUGUAUGUUUCCUUAAUUCUAGAUGUGCUUCUGAAUGUUCCAGAUUCUGUGCUGGUCUCUUCUGUGUUUUUCAGAACUUAUGGAAUAGCUUGCUUUCAGUUUGUUCACAGAUCUUGGUUACUGCUUGCUUAAAAACAAACAGUAAAUAGUAUAUCAGUGAUCACUCCGCUUUUUCUUCCACUUACACUAUCUAUCGUUGUCUUAGCCUUAAGGGUCUGACCUUGUAAUUUGCUGUGAGAAUAAAAUAGUGGUGAGAAAUUGUUCUUCAUGCUCACAAAAGGGUUUUUCUGUGGUUUUGCUUAAAGUGCUGAAGCAGAAGUUGAGAGUAGAUUAAGGAGAGUACUUGAAAUAUUAGCAGUUAUGUUCUAAUCACUUCAGGUAGGGGGUAGAGCUGAUAUUUGCCAAACAAAGUGCAUGUUGGAGACAGAAGAAAAUUUUCAAUUCCAGUAGGCAGACCAUUAAGCUAUUAAUCAGGUCUUGUUUGGGUUUUUUUUCCCCACUUAAUAAAAGUGAGGACUUUAUUGAAACACUACAAUUACCAAAAUUUUCCACGUUUGGUUACAAUGGAGGGGAGAUGAGUAUCUCCAAAGAGUGAAGCUGGUUGAAGCUGGUAGCCCAACCAAAAGAAAGGAAAAAGCUCCUUAAAGGGGGAUGUUCAGUACUAAAUGUUGCUGACCUCCUGAUUUGCUCUCUGGGAGAGAAAUGAAUUAGGUAAAAAUGUUUUGGAAAAAAAAAUGCAUAAUGAAAGUGAUAUAUGUAUGGGAAAUGUUUUCUGUGGUAGCAGGUGUGCUGUCAUAUGCCACAGCUAUGCAAGUACUUAGCCUUAGUUUUGUGUGCUAGUGCAAUAGCCAAGACUUGAAAGAAGUUCCUGCUUGUCCACAGGAAGCUGAUGAAGUGGAAAAUGCAACCAAAACAAAGCUGUUGGCAUGGGGAUGUAUAAAGACUUAAGGCUGCACAAGAGAAUUUUCUGGAUAAAGAAAUGGGAGUCAUGUAGCUGAGGGACAGGCCCAUGUCAGACAGCAGAGCUGUUGUGAUUCCUGGGUUACAGUAGAAAACUCCAAUUCUCUGGGUUAACAAUGCAUCCAGAGGGGUUGAAAAAAAUGAAGGCAUAGAUGUGUAUAGGUGUGGGGAAAUUUUAGUUUUGUUGGGGUUUUUUUGUCUGUUUGGAUAUUUUUAUUUUUGUCUCAUGUUACUGUGUAAAGGCCAAGGGACAGUUUGAAUCCUGGUGAAGGGUUAGCAUGAGAGGAAGGAUGGCAGAGGGUUUAGACCACAUACACUUUCCUGUUUGGAUUUCCUUAGUUCAUACUUCUGCUGGGCUUUGUGGCAGAAAUACCACCAGUAAAUAAAAGAAAAAUACAAUGCU